This is a messenger RNA of Linderina pennispora, 838 nucleotides long. RefSeq lists its product as uncharacterized. Lineage: Eukaryota; Fungi; Kickxellomycota; Kickxellomycetes; Kickxellales; Kickxellaceae. The record is from RefSeq and is a predicted model, not a curated record. The transcript has 2 exons. The coding region runs from base 136 to 378 and encodes 80 amino acids.
CAAAGUUUUCUGUAUAAAAUUAUUGACUCAUUCCGCAGUCCUCACAUCUGCCAAGGGGAAUAACUAUGAGAAGGAAGAGCGCCCCGCAGCUGACAAUAAUGCUGACACAGAAGAAAUCAAGACUGGACGAGCAUUAUGCUAGCGUGUGCCGCAGCUUUUUCUUGCUGCAAGGCUGAUUUUGACCCUUGGUUAAUUCCAACCGCGGUGGUAGCAACGUUGUUGGGCGCCGAAGUUCCGCAGCAGUCAGCAGCAGCAGCCAGCGGUUGGUCGCAGCAUUAUGUAGAUAGACGCCAGUGUCGCUAUCCUUCCUGGGUCUGGGAUGCGCACAAUGCGCUGUUCCAAAUUGAUAUAUGCGUUCCUAGUUUGGGCAGGUGCUGAUUUUCCAGCAAAAUAUCCCUCGCUCACUGUCAGCGGUGUGGGCUCGGUGUGCUGCGGUAGGGAUAAUGCAAGAGACCCGCAGCAAGAGUACCGGGGCUGAAGGUUGAAAUCGAGGGAUUGAACAAGCUUAUUGGGUCUGCCAACCAGUGCCAACACGGAAAAUCCAUGUGUGGUAGGAUUCCAGCUGCCUAAAUAUACACAUGGAGGCGCGUCGGCACAACAUAAGGCACAACAUAGGACACAAUGGGCUGUGGCCAUCCAGCCAAUACCACUGACAGGAAGAGUGUGCUGGGAAUUCAUAUCAUGUGUGUAAUCGGAAACUCAAUCGUGAACGCGCUCCCCCACCAAACAUAUGAUCUACCGCCAAUUGGCAUAGUGCGGCCAAAGGGGGGUCGACCAUCUCUUUUUUAGGCGGGUACCCUACCGUGCCAUGACAGCCUACCAUUCCAGUGAUGAGAGC